AUGUUCCGGGAAGAAGCAGGAGAUCCUUCAAGUGAAUUAGUUGAUAAGAUCAAAGAUUGGACCUAUGAAGAUGCACCAUAUAUUUUUGUAUACUAUGCUAUUGGUGCUCAAGUCAUAUUUGUUGCUUUGUAUAAGUCUAAAAAUAAGAAGAGAAAACUGAACAUUUGCUUUGAACGAAUUGCGGAGUUUGAUUUAGGGAAUUCACCAGAAUUUCAAACAAUGAUUCGACCAAAUAGAACUAUUAUCGAACUUGGGUAUACGAUUAAAAAAAAAUUUGUGGAUGAAAGGCGAGUUACUCAUUUAAAAGAAAUUUAUAGAAUGCUAAGCGCAAAUAAUAUUAGAUUUUCUGACAAAUUAGAAUAUGCAUCUACACAUUCUGUUAAUUUGGCACCAUGUGGGGAACAACGUGAACCAAAUGAUCUUAAAGCAUUACUGCAAGCAUUAAUUUAUAUACUAACUUGUUUGAAGCCAAAUAUUAUUCGCCAUUAUGACAGAUAUCAAAGAUUUAUUUUAAUCGACUUUGACUAUGCUGACUUUUCCUCUUCUAAUGAGCCUUUAGAAAAAUUUUUUGAAAGUGAUCAUGCUCCUGAAAUACUAAAUAAAAAUUUCAGCACAGAUUUGUGUAAAAGUAAUCCAAAUAAACAACCAAUCACUUCAGUUGCUCUCGAUCGGGUAAAAGAUAUGUUUAGAGAGUUUUCAAAUGAUGACUGGCUAGAAAAGAUCGAAACUGCAUAA
Dentiscutata heterogama is the source of this 735-nucleotide messenger RNA. Lineage: Eukaryota; Fungi; Glomeromycota; Glomeromycetes; Diversisporales; Gigasporaceae. The record is from the annotation of a GenBank genome assembly.